CCACGCGCGGUCUCGGGAUGAUGCGGAUUCAUGGGCUACAUUUGUCCCACCGGUGCCAACUCCAAGCUCUCGGACUUGCGAAGCCGGUUCCUUUUCCACCAUAUCGUUGUCAGGUGCACAGAACGAUCUGUCACCAUGCUCGGCGGCCGUCCACUCUCCUCCCGCGGGUAACUUGCUAUCCGGUGCCGCAGAGAACUGCCAAAACACAGUCCACGGUGAUGCUGAAGGAUCUGCCUCAGGGUGCUCUGAAGCUCGAGCCUUAUCAAGAUGCUGUCGAUGACACCCCCAGGUAUCCUGUUGUCGUGCAAGGGCAUUGGAAUAAUAUGCAGAAGUUCAAGAACUGCGUUAUCUUGACCCGAGUAGGCGGCUUUUAUGAGCUUUAUUUCGAGCAAGCUGAAGAGUUCGCUCCGUUGCUCAACCUUAAACUUGCCUCCAAGAAGACCAGUGCGGGCCCAGUUCCUAUGGCUGGUUUCCCUUUCUUCCAGCUAGAUCGCUUCCUCAAGAUUCUGGUUCAAGAUUUGAACAAGUACGUUGCUGUCAGUGAAGAAUUUCCAAUCACCGCAGAGGACAAGCUCCGGUCUGGUCUUCUCUUCGAUCGCAAGGUUGCGAGAAUCAUCACCCCCGGGACAUUGAUCGAUGAGAAGUUCAUGGAUCCCUCCGAGAACAAUUUCCUGCUCGCGGUCUACAUUGAUAAAACAUCAUUGAAAAAGCAAUUGGAGCAACAAGAUGACUCAGCUGCGCAGCAGCACGCCCUGUUGUCUGCAUCUCAAAACGUAGGCCUGUCCUGGUCGGAUCUCUCGACAGGUGACUUCUUUACCCAAGUCACGACGGCGCAGAUGUUACCGUCCGCUAUUGCCAGGAUUGGUGCUCGGGAAAUACUUGUUGAUCAAGGUCUUCAGGAUAUAAUUGGACAAGAGCUGCAACUGCUGGUCGGCCAUGAUCACCGGUUAAUGACUUUCUUCCAGUUUCCACAAAAGGUUGCACCUAUGUCUCGUUGGGGAACUAUGCUUGAAGCUCCGGUGUCGGCCACGGCUGCCGAGUCUUUUACGCGUGACGAGAUUGCUGCUGGCUAUAGUCUCUUGGAAUACAUCCGAGUCCAGUUGCAGGGCUUGAAUAUGAAGCUUCAACCUCCUCGACGACGGCAUUUGGACGAGUCGAUGAGUAUCGACCGAAACAGCCUGAGAGGUCUCGAGAUACUUGAAACUGCCCGAGAUGGAUUUGGCAAAGGAAGCUUGCUUCAUGCAGUACGCCGAACGUCUACCAAGAGUGGCGCGCGUCUGCUGAGAGACCGCCUAACAUCCCCUUCUACUUCUAUAUCAGUGAUAGAUGAACGGCUUGACCUUGUUUCGGUUUUUAUCGAAGACCACGAACUACAUGACAGCGUAACUCAAUUUCUGAAGCGCAGCUAUGAUGCCCAACGUUUGGUGCAGAAGUUUACUCUCGGACGGGGUGAUCCUGAUGAUCUGAUCUGUCUUUCUCGAGCCAUCGAAGCUUCAAAGGAGAUCAAAAGGGUUCUAUCAAGCAGGAGACAUGCGGCUAGUAGCCAAACAGAGCGCAGUCUUGCGGCCAUGGUCGAUCGUAUCCAUAUGGAUGGACCUACCGUUUUGGCGGACAAAAUCCUUGCAGCUAUUGAUGAGGAAGGUCUCCUGCAAAAGCAACGCAUCGAAGACGACACAGCAGCAGAAGCAGCAAUGCUCGCGCAGAAGGUGACUUUGAAUGAAGGCAUAGCUGAAGACAUGGCCGCGCUGCCGAAGAAAGUCAAGACAAAAAGCAGCGAUCGGGCUGCCGCAGCUACAGACGAAGGGACCAUUGUCGAUACUUGGAUUAUGCGACGCGAUGCAAGCCCUGCUCUAAGUGAACUCCAUCAGGAAUUGGAGCAAUUACAUAUUGGAAAGUCGGAGCUCACCCAGCGUCUUCGCGAGUCAGUAGGGUCAUCCGCGCUAACACUCAAAUGGACUCCUGGGUUAGGUCACAUAUGCCAUGUCAAAGGGGCUAAGAUCACCCAAGAAGCAUUGGAAGAGCUUGGGAUAACACGGAAUGUCUCGUCCACUAAAUCGACGAGGUCGUUCUACCUGCCGGCAUGGACCGAGUUAGGUGGCCAGAUGGACCAAGUUAGGUCUCAAAUCCGUCAAGAAGAGCAAGUGAUCUUUGAGCAUCUCCGUCGCGAGGUCAUUCUCAAUCUUGUUAAAAUCCGACGCAAUGCAGCCGUGAUGGAUGAACUCGACGUCGCGUGCUCUUUUGCCACCCUAGCGCAGGAGCAGCAACUCGUGCGUCCAAUACUCAACGAAGGCACAAGCCACAAGAUUGUUGGCGGAAGACAUCCAACAGUCAAGCUUGGACUCGAGGAGCAAGGCCGACGGUUUGUCAGCAACGAUUGCUUUCUGGGAGGCCCAGAGCGUAUCUGGCUUGUCACCGGACCCAAUAUGGCAGGUAAAAGCACGUUUCUGCGCCAGAACGCACUGAUCACAAUCCUAGCUCAGGUCGGAUCAUUUGUCCCAGCAGCGUAUGCAGAGAUCGGCGUGGUCGACCAGAUCUUCAGCCGCAUUGGCGCAGCUGAUGAUCUUUUCCGGGAUCAAUCCACGUUCAUGGUCGAGAUGUUGGAAACAGCAGCUAUUCUCAAGCAAGCCACGUCGCGCUCGUUCGUCAUCAUGGAUGAAGUCGGGCGUGGAACAACGCCAGAAGACGGAACAUCUGUCAGCUUCGCAUGCUUGCACCACCUGCAUUAUCACAACAGAUGCCGGACGCUGUUUGCAACACACUUCCACGCCCUCGCCGACAUGACACACGACUUUGAGGCCCUCGGAAGGUACUGCACUGAUGUCAAGGAAUCCGCAUCGGGGUCAUUCUCAUUCAUCCACCGACUGCGCAAAGGAGUGAACCGCGAGUCCCACGCAUUGAAAGUCGCACAAUUGGCCGGACUACCCAAGGAAGCCAUUGAGAUGGCAAGGAGCGUACGUCAGCGCUUCACCAACAACCACAGUGACAUCUCACAUUGGGACGAGGAAACGGCACCAAAGCAUACAGCGAACGGAGCAUGAAGCCCAACCCAGAGUCAAAACCUAUGUACAAUAGCAUCCCAUAUCAUAACAAUGUACAAUCACCACUAUCCCCAUCACACUCCACACAAACCCUCCCCCCUAAAGCUUUGC
Aspergillus sclerotioniger CBS 115572 is the source of this 3149-nucleotide messenger RNA. RefSeq names its product mismatch repair ATPase MSH1. The record is from RefSeq and is a predicted model, not a curated record. Gene Ontology annotation, cellular component: nucleus. Gene Ontology annotation, biological process: mismatch repair. Bases 18 to 3038 code for a protein of 1006 amino acids. The transcript is spliced from 3 exons. Gene Ontology annotation, molecular function: mismatched DNA binding; ATP binding; ATP-dependent DNA damage sensor activity. Lineage: Eukaryota; Fungi; Ascomycota; Eurotiomycetes; Eurotiales; Aspergillaceae.